Messenger RNA from Myripristis murdjan (pinecone soldierfish), 1225 nucleotides. It is a transcript of the gene tmem167a, whose product is annotated as transmembrane protein 167A. The coding region runs from base 238 to 456 and encodes 72 amino acids. Lineage: Eukaryota; Metazoa; Chordata; Actinopteri; Holocentriformes; Holocentridae. The record is from RefSeq and is a predicted model, not a curated record. The transcript is spliced from 4 exons.
AACAGAACUGCGGACAGUAACUUACGUAUUAAGCUAACUAGCUCGACGUCCGACGGAAGUAGAGUCUUAUUGAAACUGAAGUCAGUGCCACAGCCUUUCCUCUAUCGUCUGCCAGCGGCAAAGUGGCUCUCUCCCUCAGCCAAUCAGAAAGCUAAACGCGGAGACGUGCGUGAUUGCGUACCGUUACGUAAGUUCCAGGGAGGAGGAAGUGUGAUGUGGCUUUGAGUAUCAACAAAAAUGUCGGCCAUUUUCAACUUCCAGUCACUGCUGACAGUGAUUCUCCUGCUGAUCUGUACUUGUGCCUACAUCAGAGCUCUGGCUCCCAGCCUGCUAGACAAGAAUAAGACUGGGCUUCUAGGGAUUUUCUGGAAAUGUGCCAGAAUAGGUGAGCGGAAGAGUCCCUGGGUGGCUUGCUGCUGUGUCAUCAUGGCUUUUAGUAUACUGUUUCUACAAUAGCAGUCCAAAGAGAAAUGGAACGGUUGGAAAAUGAACAGACAACGAGGCAUGGACAGUUCAAUCCUAGAAGCACAACAGAAACUCCAGUGGUUGUCACUUAGAUAAUGUAAAAAGGGAGACCCAUCACCACUCACCAUAGCCAUGGAGAGUAAAGAUGUGUCUGUGUCGGUGGAGGGGUGAGCAGAUAGCCCCAGAGUGUGUCUAGAUUUCUCCCGGGACUUCAAGGUCUGUCCAUGUGUGUGCUUAUGUGGAAUGUUUACUACACAUGUGUAUGUGUCUGCAGGGGUUGGCAUUGUUUCCUCUGUUAUCUGUUGUCUAGGUUAAAUUUUUAAGAAAGAAAUUCAUGUUCUGUCAUUACUUGUGGGAUCAAAUGCUCUGGAGUUUGUCCAAACAUUUCAAGCAACUGCUAAAGAAAGCCAUUUUCCAAUUGAUUCUGUAGUUAUAUCUUUGGAAUGUGUCAUAUUUUUAUGUACUUGUUUGAAAUCCCGCCAGAGGAAGGACCGCUCAAAAUCAAAUGUUACCUGAUUGACAAGGAAGCUUAUGCUUGUAAACUGAAGUACGAGGUGCAAUUGUAAAUGAUUUUAAGCAGCCUCUGCAGAACCUGUGCCCUGUUGUUAUACUUAGAAAUGCUAAUCACAUUAUACAGUAAACAAAAAUUGUAUUAAACCUUCAGGUGUGUAAUUGUCUUACAUAUUUGCCUCGAAGAACUACAGAUGCUUUUAAAACCAGUCAGUUUGGCACUAUUUAUUAAAGAACCUUUUUUUGGAAA